This is a messenger RNA of Populus euphratica (Euphrates poplar), 979 nucleotides long. RefSeq names its product DNA-directed RNA polymerase V subunit 7-like. NCBI's taxonomy places the organism in Eukaryota, Viridiplantae, Streptophyta, Magnoliopsida, Malpighiales, Salicaceae. Gene Ontology annotation, biological process: DNA-templated transcription initiation. Gene Ontology annotation, molecular function: single-stranded DNA binding; single-stranded RNA binding. The transcript is spliced from 2 exons. The record is from RefSeq and is a predicted model, not a curated record. Bases 272 to 841 code for a protein of 189 amino acids.
AUCCCUAACCCCAAACAGCCCCGUGUUGGAUUACAUAUACAGUUUGACACUUGCCAAACGGACCCCACCUCACAACGCUUGCAUUUUUAUCUACUGCAUAAUUCACACGCAGAGAGACAGGGAUACAAGAGAAGCAGAAGCUAAUACUACUCCAUAGCGUAGCGUUUUCGAAAUUCAAAAGGCCAAAGCUCAGAGUAAGCUGGUUGUUCGAUUGUUCAAGGACUUCCUUGUUAUUCUGUUUAUUCGAGUUAUUUUGGAGUAGAUCACUGGCAUGUUUGGUGAAGUGGAAGUCUGCAGUACUGUCAGAAUCAUUGCUGAAAACUUGGACAGAAAUGGAUUGGUUCCACAGAGGUCUAUAGUAACACACCUGUUGAAGGACUUAUUGAGCAUGAAGGCCAGCAAGGAUCAUGGUUACUUUCUUGCAGUAACUAAUUUGAAGAGCAUAGGCAAAGGGGAAGUAGUGAACAAGUCUGGCGAUAUGUUGUUCCAUGUAGAGUUUAAAUGUCGAACCUUCAUGCCUAUGAAAGGAGAAAUUUUGCAGGGGGUUGUUCAUCGUACAUUUAGACAUGGAGUCCUAUUGAGAUGCGGACCUGUCAAGUAUAUCUUCCUUUCAGCUAGGAAAAUGCCAAAUUACCAAUAUACUUCCGAGGAAAAUCCAGUCUUCUUGAACGAUGAGCUUGCGAGGAUAGAAAAUAAUGUACUAGUCCGUUUCUCUGUGCUUGACGUGAGAUGGAUAGAGAAAAUGUGGGAUAUGAGAAGGGAUUUCAUGAUGCUUGCAAGUUUAGUAGGUGAUUCCCUCGGACCAAUUUCAUUAUGUGGAUCUGAUGAGUUAGACUUAUAGAUGUUUAGAUCAGCAUUACUGUUCUGCUUGUGCAAAAAAUUUGGACUGCUUGUCUGCGCUGUGAGCAUGAAUUUUAAAGUGUAACUGUCUUUUAACAUCGUGGAAAAUUUAUGAAGCAUUUUACUUGAGUAGAUGGCA